AUUUCCUAAAAUAAUAUACAAAAAAAGUCUUAUCGUUGGUAGAGCUGUUGGUAGCUUAUGUUGAUGAAUAUCGGGGAGGAAUGUGUCGCUUCUUAUUAUUGUCUGGUCAUCUACUCAGACAAUUGUCCUUUGUUGUGGAGCCACCCAAGCUCGACUCAAACAGUGGCAUAACUAGAACCCAGUUCCAGCCAAACCAGCUCCACGGCUGUUCACCGCGUAAUCGACGGAUGUAAAUAAUAACACAGAAUGGAUACACGCACCUAUAGAACAGACAGGACACCGUUGAGAGUUCCAAUCAGGAUUUGUACAACAAAUUGUGGCCGCAUCUUUGUUUUUGCGUAGUGGAAUUAUUGUGGAAAUAGUGGGAAGUAUUGCCAAGAUGUCGGCGGAUAUUCCCAACCCAAGAGAAGUUAUUCAACUUUUGGACGUUCUCGAAUGUACAUCGAAUUUUCAUAAACUGUCAGAAGAAUUUCGAUUACGAUUUCCUGAUCCGAAAGAGUAUUUUAAGGUGUGCAGCGGACUAAGUCAUCUUCUUCAGGGAAGUGAUUUGCUUGAUGGUGCCGCGCAAGAGCUCCGGGCGGCCUUUCUCAUUUAUGAUGCAUUCAGGGAAGGUAGGCCACACGAAAACCCGUUCCUGAGCUUAUUGAUUAAGCUUCUACACCCGUCUGAACAGGGAACUAAAGCGGGCCCUGGCUCAUUGGCUCGUUUAACUCCACAGGCUCGUUGGUUUUUUUCACAUUUGCUCGGCUCCCCAAGAGAUUCUGGUUCUACGAAAGCAUUGCUUAUGAUGACGGCCGAAGAAGUUCUAGCUAAACUACCUACGGAAUGCGAUACUGUUUGUGAUACGAGUAAUCUUCAGGUUCUUCUCAUGGAGCAAUUAGCAGAACUCCCUUCGGUAGAUCGCAUAGGUGUAUCGCGGGUAAUACCAAAUCCUCGUGUUGACGGGGACCUUGCAGCUCUUGAUGCCGAGGCCGCGCGAACCCUUCGACGGGACUCCGCCGUCGAACUGUUGUCGCACAGUGACGCGUAUGGAAGUUUUACCCCAGUAUUCUAUCGUAUACCUCCACCUUUGCAUCUUGGUGAAGACGCUCUUACCUGGAUCGAACCUGUGUCCGAAUAUGUUGAUAAGUUGAAACCAUUUUGGGAUGAAUCGAUGUGCUCAUCGAGUUCCGCUGGAAGUGAGACAAAACGUCUUUUGGCUCGCGCACUCAAACAGGCAUUGACGCCAAAUCAGCAAACUCAACUACUGGCUGAUUUGAAAAAGGAACCGCGUAAAAUUGUGCAAUUAGGCCUGACUCCCUCGCGGUUACCCGAUCUCGUUGAAAAUAACCCUACCGUCGCAGUCGAGGUCCUUAUGAUGCAGCGGUCUGAUUGUACGCAUUUACCAGAAUUUUAUUCAGCUCUGGUCAACAUGGAACUAUCGCUGCAUUCAAUGGAGGUGGUUAAUCAAUUAACGACAGCGACAGAACUACCAGCUGAGUUUAUUCACCAAUAUGUGUCGAACUGCAUCGCCACCUGCGAAACCAUCAAGGAUAGGUACAUGCAGAAUCGGCUUGUUCGUCUUGUCUGUGUGUUUUUGUCAUCGUUAAUUCGAAAUCGCCUAAUUGAUGUUCGGGAACUGCUAAUUGAAGUGCAGGCAUUCUGCAUAGAAUUCUCACGAAUUAAAGAGGCUGCCUCCUUGUUCCGUCUGCUGAAGAACGUCGACUGAGGAGAAUGAAGCAUUUGAUACCGUUACUUCGAUUGUAUGACAGCAUGUGCAAUCGGUUCGAAUCCCGAUUGCUGCCAGGGGCAUGGGUAGGACGUGAGGAGCGGUGAAAAAAGAACUCUCCUAAAAAGCAAGUCCGCUGUUUUAUGGGACUUGGAAUAACUUCUGCAGUAUUACUUACAGCCACAUCUCUAACAUGCUUAGUCAAUGCAGGAGAGACGCGUAAUUUCGCAAUAACACUCAAAACUCACCUGUUGAAAGAAAACACAGAUGUGUACGUUUCACUUAAUAAUGACGACAUGUACUGUAUAACUGUAUAAAGAAUAGCGGUUGAUUGUUGAGUAGCUUGUAUUUGCAAAUAUAUAAAGACUGUGUACAAAAACAAUAGAAGUGUAUCUAGUGUAAAUGGAAUAAAAAAAUA
Varroa destructor (honeybee mite) is the source of this 2126-nucleotide messenger RNA. It is a transcript of the gene Not11, whose product is annotated as CCR4-NOT transcription complex subunit 11. The record is from RefSeq and is a predicted model, not a curated record. Gene Ontology annotation, cellular component: CCR4-NOT complex. Lineage: Eukaryota; Metazoa; Arthropoda; Arachnida; Mesostigmata; Varroidae.